AUCAACCUCAUACUAACACUAUUUAUCAACAUAUCACUAGCCUCAAUGCUAGUACUCAUCGCAUUCUGACUACCCCAACUAAACAUUUAUACAGAAAAGACCAGUCCUUACGAAUGCGGAUUUGACCCAAUAGGAUCAGCACGUCUACCUUUCUCCAUAAAAUUUUUCUUAGUGGCCAUCACAUUUUUACUUUUCGAUCUAGAAAUUGCCCUUCUCCUACCUCUACCAUGAGCAUCCCAAACCACAAACCUAAAAACCAUACUUACCAUGGCACUAGCCCUAAUUUCACUACUAGCUGCCAGCCUAGCCUAUGAAUGAACUCAAAAAGGACUAGAAUGAGCUGAAU
Messenger RNA from Diceros bicornis minor, 346 nucleotides. NCBI's taxonomy places the organism in Eukaryota, Metazoa, Chordata, Mammalia, Perissodactyla, Rhinocerotidae. The record is from the annotation of a RefSeq genome assembly.